UAUGUAUUCAUGGUUCAAGCCAGGGGCAUCCAAAUCAGAGAGAACGUAAAGAACAUUGGAGCUCAGGUUCUGGAGCAGGUGGUGAGAGGGGCCUACAGCAUCAAUGGCACAGAUUAUCCCUAUGAUUUCAACUUCAGUGAGAGUGAUGCUCCUCCCACUACAUACCUUCCUGAGGGGUUCACAUACCUUCCUUCACAAGUUUGCCCUGAGAAGCUGCCCUCAAUGAAGGGCAGGUUGGAGGUGAAUAUGAGUGAAAUAUCUCUGGAGGACAUCGAAAGGUCCUCGCUGGAGCGAGAGCCCAGCAUGGCCCCAGGAGGCUUCUGGAAGCCCAAAGACUGCUUACCUCGCUGGAAGGUGGCAAUUCUUGUUCCGUUCAGGAACCGACAUGAACACUUGCCCAUACUCUUGAGACACCUGGUGCCUGUGCUGCAGAAGCAGAGACUCCAGUUUGCCUUUUAUGUCAUAGAGCAGGGAGGUACAGAACCAUUUAACCGAGCCAUGCUGUUUAACGUGGGCUUUAAAGAGGCAAUGAAAGACUUGGACUGGGACUGUCUGAUCUUCCAUGAUGUGGACCACCUCAUGGAGAAUGACAGGAACUACUACGGCUGUACAGACAUGCCUCGACAUUUUGCAGUCAAACUAGACAAGUAUUCCUACAUGCUUCCUUAUAACGAGUUCUUUGGUGGUGUCAGUGGCCUGACAGUGAAACAGUUCAAGAAGAUUAAUGGCUUCCCUAAUGCGUUCUGGGGCUGGGGAGGUGAGGACGAUGACCUCUGGAACAGGGUGCAGUUUGCCAAUUAUACUGUAAGUAGGCCGCAAGGAGACCAAGGACGCUACAUGUCAAUUCCCCAUCACCACCGCGGGGAAGCCCAGUUCCUAGGAAGGUAUACUCUUCUACGUCAUUCAAAGGAGAGACAGAAAGUGGACGGUCUUAAUAACUUAAACUACUCCCCGCUGGUUUCCAGAAGUCCAAUCUACACCAACAUCACAGUCAGCCUGAGCAGAAAGCUCGCACCCGUAGCUGACUACUGACGAAGACAGAGCUGGACUGCAAAACACCUGGGAAUCAAAGUCCUCUGGGACAUCAGCCAUAUCUCACCAGUUGCAGCACUGCUUUAGGACUUUUAAGUUGAGACCUUUUUUUUUGUUUGUUUGUUUGUUUUUGCUUUGUUUUUGUUUGUAUGCAAAGAGAAAAAAAGAAGAAAAGAAAAUGGAGACUCAAAUUAUUAUGUUUGAUAAAUCGUAAGAAAAUAGGGAUAAAUGCUGCACUUAUUCGUGCCACAGUUCAUCACUCUUCUCAU
Nematolebias whitei (Rio pearlfish) is the source of this 1301-nucleotide messenger RNA. RefSeq names its product UDP-Gal:betaGlcNAc beta 1,4- galactosyltransferase, polypeptide 5 (gene b4galt5). The record is from RefSeq and is a predicted model, not a curated record. The coding region runs from base 10 to 1032 and encodes 340 amino acids. Gene Ontology annotation, biological process: carbohydrate metabolic process; glycoprotein biosynthetic process. Lineage: Eukaryota; Metazoa; Chordata; Actinopteri; Cyprinodontiformes; Rivulidae. The transcript is spliced from 8 exons. Gene Ontology annotation, molecular function: UDP-galactose:glucosylceramide beta-1,4-galactosyltransferase activity.